GCGGGUCUCCCUGCUGGUGAGGUACUCUCUUUAACAUUGUGAUCAGCCUCCAGAGGCUGUGCUUCCAAUGGCUUUCACUGCACUGACGCCCCACAUCUAGCGUCAUCAUGGGGGAGGUAGUCCAGAUGCACUUCACCACCGUGGACUACGUCAUCUUUGCCCUGCUGCUGGUGGCCUCCGCUGGCAUCGGCCUCUUCUAUGCCUUCUCUGGCGGGCGCCAGCGCACAACACAGGAGUUCCUGAUGGCUGACCGCUCCAUGAGCUGCCUGCCUGUGUCUCUGUCCCUGCUGGCCACUUUCCAGUCCGCGGUGGCCAUCCUGGGUGCUCCGUCAGAGGUGUACACCUUUGGAACUCAGUACUGGUUCCUGGGCUGCUCCUACUUCCUGGGCCUGCUCAUCCCAGCUCAUGUUUUCAUACCAGUCUUCUACAGGCUGCGGCUGUCCAGCGCCUAUGAGUAUCUGGAGCUGCGCUUCAACAAGACGGUUCGCAUAUGUGGGACGGUGACAUUCAUCUUUCAGAUGGUCAUUUACAUGGGGGUGGUGCUAUACGCUCCAGCCUUGGCGCUCAAUGCAGUGACGGGCUUUGACCUAUGGGGGGCAGUGCUUGCCAUGGGAUUGGUGUGCACUGUGUACACUGCUCUGGGCGGCCUGAAGGCCGUGAUCUGGACCGAUGUGUUCCAGACAGUGGUGAUGUUUGCGGGCCAGCUGGCAGUCAUCGUGGUGGGGGCCGGUCAGGCAGGGGGCAUAGGAGAGGUGUGGAGGAAAGCAAUCAAUGGCAGCCGUAUAGCUGGACUAGACCUGAACCCUGACCCUCUGGAGCGUCACACCUUCUGGACUCUGGGUGUGGGGGGAGUCUUCCUGAUGCUGGCCCUGUACGGGGUCAACCAGGCCCAGGUGCAGAGAUACCUCAGUUCACGCACAGAGAAAGAAGCCGUCAUGUCCUGCUACGUUGUUUUCCCAUGCCAGCAGAUCGUCCUGUGUUUAGGUUGUCUGAUGGGUCUGGUCAUGUUCGCUCGGUAUGGAGAGGACAGCCCUCUGGAUAAGGGCUACGUCAAAACUAAUGACCAGAUGGUGCUGUACUUUGUGAUGGAUGUGUUCAGGGACCUUCCUGGGCUCCCAGGGCUGUUUGUAGCCUGUCUCUUCAGUGGCGCUCUCAGCACCAUCUCUUCAGCCUUCAACUCCCUAGCAACAGUAACUAUGGAGGACCUGAUUAAACCUUAUUUUCCAAACAUGACUGAAGCUAAAGCCACACUUCUGUCCAAGGGACUCGCUUUGGCCUAUGGCCUGGUGUGUCUGGCUAUGGCCUACCUCGCCUCCAUAAUGGGAUCUGUGCUGCAGGCAGCCUUCAGUAUCUUUGGGAUGGUGGGUGGCCCCCUGCUGGGCCUCUUCUGUCUAGGAAUGUUCUUCCCCUGGGCAAAUUCCAUCGGUGCAGUGGUUGGAUUAGCAUCGGGCCUUGCCAUGGCCUUCUGGAUCGGCAUUGGCAGUUUUGUGAUGCGUAUGUCUGCUGCCACCCCAGUCCCUCCACUCAACACCACGGCUCUGCCUCUGUUCGACAACAUGACCACCACUGUCAUGACUACACUGGCCAGCGCCACCACUGCCAAACCGAGGCCGACAGGUGUGGAGGCGCUUUACUCACUGUCCUACAUGUGGUACAGCGCUCACAACUCAGCCACUGUGGUGGUGGUGGGACUGAUAGUCAGCUUUCUAACAGGACCUAUGAAGGAGAAGGAGCUGACCCCCGGCACAGUGUAUCCAGUCCUGGGCACGUUGCUCUUUUUCUUGCCUGAGCGCUACAGAGAGAAGCUCUGCUGCGUCACUCCUCUGUCUCAGAAGCCCAAAGAAAUCAACACGCAGCCUUAUCAGAUGGCCAAGAAGGACAGCAACGGAGCAGCUCACUGCAAAGACGACACGGUCACAGAGGACAAAGAGACGGAGAGCGACCGAGCACAAACAGAGGAGGAAGACCUGGAACCGAGGAUCGUUCGGCCUUCGUGCCAGCUGACGGCUCACACAGUCCAGGAGACGGCCUUGUGAUCACUUACUAACAACACACACAAGACACACACAUACACACCAUGAAUGUCAGUUGCUGUACUGUCGAGUUUCUUUAAGAGUGGUGCAGCAAAAGACACAUCAUAGACGUGAGGUGCGUCACUUAUUAGAAGGUCUGUAGGUGUUUUACACUCACAGAAUCAGCUGAAUGUUAUUAUAGAAAUGCACUUCAGUAUUUGUGGAGAAAUGGUGUUUGUUGGUACCAACUUAAACUUUUUUUCUCAAAAAACAAAAACUGGAAAUGAAGUUUUGCCAGGCUGAAAGAGUGCUUAAACCAGUCGGUUAGUCAGUUGAUCUCUAUUGGAGACUCUGAUACUUGGAAUCACACACAGGCUCUUUGGGUCUGUCCAGAUGUGUGCAGAUGUGCAGUUUUGAAGUUGAGAGACUGGGCAGCUCUGAUGCACAGUGAGCUGCUCCACUGUGACUGGAUCCAGUCAUUCUGUUUCAGGUAUUUGCAAGAUGUAAAAUGUGUUAUUUUUGUAGAGAAGAUGGAAGCAUAAAAUCCCAGAUUAUGUAUCAGAGAAUAUAAUAUAAAAAGAAAAUAUUGUCUAGAGAGACUGAACGUCAGUCGAAGGCAUGACAUGUCUGUGCUACUGUGAUAGUGUAGUGUCUUUUACAUGGCCUUGUUUUAAUACGAAUAGUCGCCUUCUAGCUGCUACUAUAGAUGUUCAUAAGAGUCCACAGAAGCUCAGCCGUGAGCUGAGGCGAGGGCAGAGAAGGCAUUCCAUGGGGGCAGCCUAAUUAGUUUCUCAUUCACCACAUCCCAUAUAAUUCACACUCGUUAGUUUAAUUUAUAGUGAGCAGUAAAUCAGGUUUCUCUUAGGUUCCUUUCACUUAGGAGAAUCAUUAUUUUGCAACAUAUUACAUGGUGGGAUUUUUUAAACAUUUGUCAUUCCAUUGUUGAGCCCAGUAUAUACAUUACAUUGCAUUUACAUUUACUCAUUUGGCAGACGCUUUUAUUUCAAGCGACUUACAAUAGAAGGACAACACUACAACUUCAUUACAGUAGUAGACCUUGGUGUAAGUACUAAGUAUCUAUUCAAUAUGUAUCAAUAGCAAAAUUUAAAAAUGGCUCCUUUUUAAAAUGUGUCAUGCCUGUGUGUACAUCGAGUAUCGGUCACUGUAAUGCUUCCUCCUGUCCAUACUGGUCAUAAAGAGAUCCUUCCUAACAAGAGUCCAGUGCCAGAACCCACAGUCCUCUGAGCUGAAGCUGAUCCGAGGCCUCAGGAGUAUGAGUUAGAUAAAAAGAAUAAUAAAAUGUGACUCUCUUUUAAGUUAGUUUUAACAAAAUUCCUCAGCAUUUCCUCAGAACAUUUGCUUGCUGAGUCAAGGUAAACGAAGAUAUCCAUUUAACCUGUCUAAUUCAGACUGCUGAAGCCUCAUGAGGCAAACUUUAAUAUAUAUAUUUGAGAGACAUUUUUCCACAGAACAUAUUGGAGUCAUGUCAGGAAAUGAUCUCUUCACAGCCAAGAGGAAUAAUUACACUGAACAAAAGACUUUAAAAUGCACGUUCAGACAUGUCAGUAAUGUUUUCAGACAGAUGUCUUAAAAAUAGUAAUAAUGAAAUGGACUGAUACGUCUGUCAUUUAAAGACGUGGUGGAAGGAGUAGAAUCUGUUGGGCAGGCGAGUUUGACACUCCAGACCAAUGUGCUGCUCACUGGAUCAAUCAGGAAAUCCAUGACAUCAUUUUGUGUGUAUUUGAAAUACACAGUUUUAUGGUUUUUUCAUUGUGUUCACAGUCACAGUGAACAUAUCUUAAACAGUGAUAACUAGAAUGACACUCAAUAGAGCAAAUACCUCAAUCAAUGCCAAACGACAAUAAUGUUGAAAAAUGUCCUGUCUCGCAUUUUUUUUAAAAAUAGUUCCUGAAACCGCCUUUUAAACAAACCAAACUUUAAUGGGUUCUUCUUUGGCCCAUGCUUCAUCCCUCCACCAAGCUUGGUG
Molecule: messenger RNA, 3999 nt
Organism: Seriola dumerili (greater amberjack)
Lineage: Eukaryota; Metazoa; Chordata; Actinopteri; Carangiformes; Carangidae
Gene: slc5a6a
Product: sodium-dependent multivitamin transporter-like
Exons: 16
Coding region: 108-2036 (642 amino acids)
Biological process (GO): biotin transport; sodium ion transport; pantothenate transmembrane transport
Cellular component (GO): membrane
Molecular function (GO): sodium-dependent multivitamin transmembrane transporter activity
Source: RefSeq, a predicted model, not a curated record